AUGGAUAUUCUACAACGGAUUCUUCAAAAGAUUAGAUACAUAGAACAGAGGGUUCUAACUACCAGAAUCAGCAUUAUCCUAGAAUAUCAUAGAGAAUUAAGUGUGGCUGUCCAAGAGACUUUAUCACAGAGAAAUAGAACUUUCUGCACCCAAGUAAAACGUCAAGCAAAAUAUCUCCUGAAUCUCAAAGGGGGAAUUGCGGAAAAUCCAUACAGUACUUCAAGAACUGAGAGGACCAAUCUUAGUAAGUAUCGCAAUAAUCAAAAUCCGGAAUCAUCAGAAAGCAUUCGGGGGAAUCCGUACUAUAAUCCUCAAGAAAUACCAAGGAGUCAUCAAUUCGGUGUGCGAUGCAAUACGUAA
This is a messenger RNA of Plasmodium inui San Antonio 1, 360 nucleotides long. RefSeq lists its product as hypothetical. The coding region runs from base 1 to 360 and encodes 119 amino acids. NCBI's taxonomy places the organism in Eukaryota, Apicomplexa, Aconoidasida, Haemosporida, Plasmodiidae. The record is from RefSeq and is a predicted model, not a curated record. The transcript has a single exon.